GUCAAGUGUCAAAACAAACAUUUCCAGAAAUUUAAUUAAUUUAAAUCAGAAAUUUUCCAAAAUCUAGCAUUAAUACGGUAAAAAUGAACGAUAAUGACGAAGAUCAGAGAACAGUGUGGUGUGGAAACCUUUCGGAAAAGAUAACCGAGGAUAUCCUGUAUGAACUGUUUCUUCAAGCGGCACCACUCGAGAAAGUUAAAAUUCCAAAGGAUAAGACCGGGAGGUAUACUAGUUACGGUUUUGUCACAUUUAAGCAUUUGUGUUCCGUACCGUACGCGAUCGACUUACUCAACGGUAUAUCCCUGUACGAUAAGCGAAUCAACGUUAAACCGAGACUUGCUAAUGCACGGCAAAAUUUAAAUUUCGUUCAAGCUGCACCGUUACUUAACAUUCCACCAAUUGUUGUGCUUAAUAACGGCUAUCGGGGGACAGACGGUGUGCCCGAUGUUAAUUUAUUAAUGUCACUCGGCGAGCAAUUGUUACCGAACACUCAAAACCAUUUCGGUAAUAACUACAACAUGGAUCGGUCUAACAAUUGGCGAGAUUCAAAUUAUCGCAGUAAUCGUAGAGAGAAGCACAGACCUUACAGAAGACACGGUAAUUACUACCAACACGAUGACAGAUAUCAUUCAAAUCGUUAAUAUAGGUUUAAGGGAGUAUUAAUUGUGAAUACACUUUCUUAUAUUGCAAUAUAUAGGCUGCCAAUGUAUCAUUUUCAAUUUCUUGUAAUAAAAAUUAAGUCUCCACGUU
This is a messenger RNA of Photinus pyralis (common eastern firefly), 750 nucleotides long. RefSeq names its product RNA-binding protein 7. The record is from RefSeq and is a predicted model, not a curated record. The transcript has a single exon. Gene Ontology annotation, biological process: regulation of alternative mRNA splicing, via spliceosome. Gene Ontology annotation, molecular function: single-stranded RNA binding. Gene Ontology annotation, cellular component: nucleus. Lineage: Eukaryota; Metazoa; Arthropoda; Insecta; Coleoptera; Lampyridae. Bases 84 to 641 code for a protein of 185 amino acids.